CUGUGUGUACAUAAUGAAUUAUGUCAGCUCAUUGAGUUGGAGGCUGUGCUAGCAACUUCUGGCAUUCACUGGGGCAGUGACAUCAUGAAUGGGAGGGGCAGAGUGUGUUUAUUGGAGACUAGCAGGGAAUAUAGAAUACAAUUGUUCUACAUUCUAAGAAUCUAUUCCCUAUACCUUGUUUUGCAAAGUAUUUUUUAACUGUGGGACCCUGCACUACCUCAAGUUUUCACUUCUCUAGCAAAUCUGUUCCAGAAUGUUUAUGCGGAAAGCAAUCUCCUAAACUUUCACGCAAGCACAAACACGGUUUCUCUCCCCCCCCCCGUGAUGUCACUGCCCCAGUGAAUGCCAGAAGUUGCUAGCUCAAGGAGGUGACAUAAUUCAUUAUGUACACACAGGCUCCUCCCCUUUUCCUCAUAUACAGAGAGCACAUGGAAGUCUCAGGAAUGUCCCAGAACACUAACUAAGGAAUAUAAAAGUGCUGGGGCUGGGACUGGCUGCACUACUGACAAGGAAGAAAGCAGAAGCGCAUAAACAAGCCCAAUCUCUUCAACUUUUCUCUGACAAGAAGCUCCAGGAAAUCAGCAGAAGAUGUUUCCUCUCAGCCUCGUACAGCCCUCACACUCCCCUCUGUGUCCCUGCAGUCAGUCUGCACUCACACUCUGGCCAGCCACUCGCCUCAUCUUUGGCCAGCUGGAAGAUGACAUUCUGAGCAUGAGAAAUAACAUGGAGAGGAGAAUGCAGCGUGUCAAUGAGGCUUCCCGGCUCCUCUCUAAGGACACAGAGAUGAGAAGAAUAACAGAUCAGAGCCGACAGUCCAGAGCCCCAGAAAGUGAGGGGACCUCUCCCAACUCAGACAAAGAUGGGAAGGAUCACUUUGAGCUGAUGCUGAAUGUGAGGGACUUUUCUCCUCAUGAACUAACAGUGAAAACACAGGGAAGGAGAGUGAUUGUGAUAGGAAAACAUGAGAGGAAAAGUGACACUGAGGAUGGAAACUACUUCCAUGAAUACAGAGAGUUGAAGAGAGAAGCUGAACUGCCAGAAGGUGUGAAUCCUGAGCAAGUUGUGUGCUCCUUAUCCAAGGAUGGGCACCUGCAUAUUCAGGCUCCUCGACUGCCACCUGCCCCAGAGACACCCAUUCCUAUCAGCAGCGAUACGGCACCCGGAGAUGCACAAGAACUCCCACCUGAUGCCCAGACCAGCAAUGCAGAAGGAGAGCAGCAAAUGGACUAAAUUCUCCCUGAUAACAUGAAAGGACUUUUAUUUGCAACAAUUCUUCAGUAUAUUUUAAUAUCAUUGUUAUCGAAUCAAAAUGCAAAUAUU
Messenger RNA from Xenopus laevis (African clawed frog), 1320 nucleotides. Its product is annotated as heat shock protein 30D-like. Lineage: Eukaryota; Metazoa; Chordata; Amphibia; Anura; Pipidae. The coding region runs from base 589 to 1230 and encodes 213 amino acids. The transcript has a single exon. The record is from RefSeq and is a predicted model, not a curated record.